GCACACACUAGUGAAUAGUGAUAAUAUAAUAAGAGACUCUGAGCUGUUUGGCUCUUUCCAAAAAGACAACUAGUAGCAGCAACUUAAUCUCCAACCAAUCUUAAAACGUUGCUAAUCAGUUCCAUUAUCAAAUGAAUCAAUAACUUCAUCAAUAAACAUGGUAGAAAUAAUCUCUUCUCCUUCUUCUUCAUACAAUACUUUGCUAAAACCAUGUAACUCAACACAACAUCCAAAAAAAUCCAUACAAAGUGCACUCAUUAUUCCUUCAUCUCUAACUCCAAUAAUGAACAAUCUCACAAGUGCCCAAAUCAGAUUACAACCAAGAUUCAACAGCAAUAAUAACAGAUGGAAAAAGACAUCAUCAUCUGAGGUGGUGUUAGCAGGCGCAGCAGGUGAUGAAGAUUACGGCGGAAAACGGCGGAGGUGUGCGAAAGUGGUGAAGUCCAUGGCGGAGAAUGAGAGAGAAUAUGCGGUGGAGGAUAAGGAGAAUGAGAGAUACAGAUAUACGGUGGUUUGUUUGGUGGCGUUUGUUAUGUGUCUUUGCAGUGCAGAUAGGACUGUUAUGUCGGUAGCUAUUGUUCCGUUGGCUCAUACGCAUGCUUGGUCUACCUCUUUUGUCGGCAUUGUCCAGUCAUCAUUUUUAUGGGGAUACAUAGUAUCCUCCGUAAUUGGUGGAGCAAUGGCUGACAAAUUGGGAGGAACAAGAGUAAUGGCAUGGGGUGUUGCAUUGUGGUCCUUGGCUACCCUCCUUACCCCAUGGGCUGCCAACCACUCGGCCGCCACCCUCUUGGUUGUUCGAGCUGUCUUUGGCCUAGCAGAAGGCGUAGCUUUUCCGGCCAUGAACAUCCUCCUAUCAAGGUGGUUUCCGAUCCAUGAACGUGCACGAGCGGUAGGGAUCUCCAUGGCAGGAUUUCAGCUUGGAAAUGUAUUAGGCCUAUGCCUAACUCCCAUUUUAAUGUCACUAGUCGGAAUAUCAGGACCAUUUGUGCUGUGGUCAGCUCUUGGGCUACUUUGGACGAUGGUAUGGAUUUAUGGAGUUGCAAAUGAUCCAAAACAAAGCCCUUUUGUCAGCAAGUUAGAACUCCAACUUAUCCAAGCUGGGAAAACUGCUGAUUCUUCUCAUAGCAACAGAAAAAAUCUAUCCCAACUAUUAAGCCACCUCUUACCAAAACGGCCUUUUUGGGCAAUCGUUUUUGCGAAUUUCACCAACAAUUGGGGAUAUUUUGUUCUUCUGUCGUGGAUGCCUAUCUAUUUCAAAACUGUACUAAAUGUAAAUUUAAGGGAAGCGGCAUGGUUUAGUGCUAUUCCAUGGGGAGUGAUGGCUGUAUCGAGCUUUGUUGCUGGUUCAACAUCAGAUUACUUAACCAAAGCUGGCUAUUCUUUGAUAUUAGUUCGUAAGAUCAUGCAGUCCAUAGGAUUUGUUGGACCUGGAUUGUCAUUACUUUGCUUAAACUAUGCUACGUCUCCAGGAAUUGCAUCUAUAAUUCUUACAAUUGCUCUGAGCUUGAGUUCCUUCACUCAAGCUGGAUAUUUCCUCAAUAUACAAGAUAUUGCUCCACAUUCCGCGGGACUUGUUCAUGGUAUAACAAAUGCAGUUGGGACAUUAGCUGCAAUUAUUAGCACAAUUGGUGCAGGGUACUUUGUGGAAUGGCUUGGAUCUUUCAAAGCAUUUUUAACCUUGACAUCUAUGCUUUAUUUUGCUGCUGCAAUAUUUUAUAACCUAUAUGCCACUGCAGAACGAGUAGUUUGAUAUCUCAUCUUCUUGUUGCAGAAAUGUUGAAUUUGCAACAAUUGGUUGUUUCUCUUUUCUGCUAGGGUGAAAUAAUCAUUCAAUCUAAUUGUUCACUGGAAAUGUACACUGUACAGGAGUACUGAAAGAAUAAAACAAAUAAAAGUGAAUAUUAUUUUCCUAUC
Messenger RNA from Beta vulgaris subsp. vulgaris (sugar beet), 1914 nucleotides. Its product is annotated as probable anion transporter 3, chloroplastic. The transcript has 8 exons. Gene Ontology annotation, cellular component: plastid. Gene Ontology annotation, biological process: transmembrane transport. The record is from RefSeq and is a predicted model, not a curated record. Lineage: Eukaryota; Viridiplantae; Streptophyta; Magnoliopsida; Caryophyllales; Amaranthaceae. The coding region runs from base 158 to 1750 and encodes 530 amino acids. Gene Ontology annotation, molecular function: phosphate transmembrane transporter activity.